This is a messenger RNA of Lingula anatina, 2069 nucleotides long. Its product is annotated as microfibril-associated glycoprotein 4. The record is from RefSeq and is a predicted model, not a curated record. Lineage: Eukaryota; Metazoa; Brachiopoda; Lingulata; Lingulida; Lingulidae.
CCACUUUCUAUUAACAGGUUGAAACAAUAACAAACCAGAGAGACGGGGAGUUGGAACAGUUUAAAGAAACGGCCCCUCAGCAUAGCUAGCAAGCAGAAAAUUGCUUUCUCUGGCAUCAAAUUGAGUAAGGUCCAUCAGCACUGGGCCAAUAUGAGGAGGGCUGCUGGUGUAACACUGUCAAAUUGAAGUAUUCUUACUGUGCCACACACCCACACAAAUAAGGAGUACAGACCAGCAGCAACAUGAGUCCCUACUGCCUGACCCUGCUGCUGCUGCUCGUCACCUGGCUCGGUGGGACCCCAGCCCAGUCGCAGAGUCGAAGUACAUGUGCCAGUAUGGAGUUUCGCAAGCUGUCCCCAGAGCUGCAGAAUGAACACACCUGCCUCUUGCUGGAGCAGAUCAAACAGGAGAUGCAACAGGACAAAGAGGACAGGCAGAAUUUAUUCAGGAGCAUUUUAGGGGUUCUGACAGCAGUAGAAAAGAAGCUUGGAAUAGUAAAAGACAUGGCCAAAGAACAGUUUGCCAAAGAUUCUGCCAAAGCACUGUUCUAUAUACCAAGAGAUCUCCCUUUAAAAUUAGAUUGUAUGGAUCUACUUCGCACUGGCAAAAUUCACAAGUCAGGAGUCUAUCCUCUUAGGAUGGAUAAUGGUGAGAUCAACUUGGUACGCUGCGAUAUGGACUCUGAAGGUGGAGGCUGGACAGUAAUACAACGCCGUGCUGAUGGCUCCGUAAAUUUCACUCGCUUUUGGAAUGAAUACAAGGAGGGUUUUGGUGAUCCCAACACAGAAUUUUGGCUUGGUCUUGAAAAAAUUCACCGCAUGACAAAUGGGAAGCAAUAUGGUCUGAGAAUUGAUAUGUGGGACUGGGAAGGCAAUAAGGCUUAUGCAUUUUAUGAAAAAUUUGUGGUGGAUAGCGAGGAAUACAACUACCGCCUGCAUGCCAGCGGGUACCAUGGAACGGCAGGAGACUCCAUUAACACAUAUCACGAUAACGUUAUGUUCAGCACCCCAGACAGUGACAAUGAUGACUGGUACGGACAUUGUGCAAAGAAGGAUGCCUCGGGAUGGUGGUUCAAAGACUGCAGUUACGCCUCAUUAAAUGGACAAUAUAACGAAGGUGGGAGAAGUCGUAUUGGCCCCGAUGGCCUCUUCAGUGGAAUUCAUUGGUACCAUUGGAAAGAGGAUUAUACCUACUCUCUGAAGCAAGUGGAAAUGAAAAUUAAGCCAAUUAAAGACUUCUAGUGCUGUAGGUAAUCUAUAAUCCAUGUUUGGGCUGACAGGGGCCAAGCACCUUUAUUUUAGGAGUAUCAGAACAAAAAAUUACUAUCUCCAUGCAUUCAUAUACAUCACAUCCAUUGCACUGCUAAUUCACUUACAUUAUUCAAAGAAACUACAAAGAUCAUAGAAUAAGGACCAUGAAUAUUUCAUUAGAUAUCAUUCCAUUCUGACACCCGUAGAACUCUAUUUGGAAAUGCAACCAUGUUUGGAUAAGUUAUUUUGCUACUCAUAAAAUGUAAAUAGGUCUCAUAAAAGAAACCCUUGGUCUUUGAUAUCCACACGUACAUAAGCCAUAAGUAUUUUAAUGUAGAUAAUUUAAGUUCUAUCUUUCACACUUUGUUAAAGCCAGCACACCAACAGUCCCUUGAGGGAUAUAAUGAAAAUCUAUUCAACAUACUCCUUGGCCCUUUUGACAUCAAGAAGUAUACUUCAGCAUUGUACCAUGUUUAGGUUGUACUGAUACACUUAAAUGGCCUGGUUAUGAGUCACCUUAUUGGAGCCUACUAUAUGCACUCAACACUGCCAAUCUAUUUAACUAUAAACAACAGGAAUCAAAAAAGGUGAAAGGGAGUAAACCCACUGUGAUGUAAUGGCAUGUGUAAGUCAGGACCUCUAAAAGUGUACCGGUAUACCAUGUGUCACUCUUUUAUGACUUAAAAGUAUAGCACUUGUGAAAUGGGCCUCAGACAGUAUGAGCAAGAAGUAACCACAUGAAUCAUGUACAGUAAUGCUUCUGUAUAUCCAAAUAUAUACAUGUAACUAUUCUAUUAACCGUGUAUGUGGGGCAAAAUG